Messenger RNA from Adineta ricciae, 3270 nucleotides. Lineage: Eukaryota; Metazoa; Rotifera; Eurotatoria; Adinetida; Adinetidae. The record is from the annotation of a GenBank genome assembly.
AUGCCUAAACGUGGCUCUUCUACAUCAGGUAUUAAUUCAAGUGUGCCACAUAAAAAAUCUAAGAAUUCUCAGUCGACUAAUGGUCAUUAUGAUGAAAAUACUCCACUUAAUCAAAGCAGUUAUUCAACACAAUUAUCCGAGAAAGGUCCUGAUUUACAUAAAAAUGCUGGUAGUAUCUUACGAAUCAGCGUGAAAAAUUUCAUGUGUCACACAUUUCUUGAAUUUGAUUUUAACGAAAAUCUCAAUAUGGUCAUCGGAAACAAUGGCAGUGGCAAAUCUGCAAUUAUGAAUGCCAUUACAUUGACUUUAGGUGGUCGUGCAACAAGCACAAGUCGCUGUUCAAAUAUCGGUCGUUUUAUUCAACAUGGUAAAAGCAUGGCUGAAAUCUCUGUUGUUCUAUGUAAUCAAGGUCUCGAAGCAAUCGACGUUGAACGUUUUGGUCGAUCGAUUACUAUUAUCCGAAAGUUUUCCGUCAAAAGCGGUAGCCGUUAUAUCAUCAAGAAUGAAUAUGGUAAAACUGUAUCUGAAAAGAGAGAUAUGAUCGAAACAAUCGUUGCACAUUUCAAUAUUCAAGUUGAUAACCCCAUGUGUAUGCUUAAUCAAGAUACUGCAAAGAAUUUUCUCAAUACAAAGAGCACUAAAGAAAAAUAUAAUUUCUUUCUAAAAGCAACACAAUUACAAAAGAUGGUUGACGAUCUCGAACAAAAUACGGUUGAAGUUCGCAAUGCUAAACUUUCACUGACUGAGCAUUUGAAAAAAAGAAAAGAACUUCAAGCACAGCAAGAAGAUCUACAAGCUCAACUGAAAUUUGCUCAAUCUGUUCGAGAUGCGAAAUCCAAUGCUGAAAACCUUCAAGGUCAACUUGAAUGGGCCGAAGUGAUCAAACUUGAACAUACAUUGGCAGAUAUUGAAAAGAAAGUCGUUGAAUGUGGAUUUGCUGUUGAAGAAUAUACAAAAAAACGUGAUGCCUUGAUCGAAGAUACGAAAAACGAAAAAACCAAACGCGACGAAUUACUUCGUAAAGCACAAGAAGUGGCAAAUACUGCUAUUGAAGAAAAACGUAUUCAUGAUGAACUCGAACGACGAAUGAAGACAUUCAAUAAAGAUCGAAGAGAUUUGUUGAAUGAAGUUAACAAAUUUGAGAAAGAACUGCAAUUACAAGUGGAAUUGAAGAAAAAACUUCAGAACAAAAUCGCCGAAAUGCGUCGAAAAGCAUCGGGUAACACUGAUUACGACCGAGUUCGUCAACGUAUUGAGGAAUUGCAAGUGUUAAUCGCUGAACAGCGACAAAUCUUAUCAAUGAAAGAAAAUGAACAAGCUAAUUUCCGACAAUUGUAUGAUGACGAACGACAAGCAUUAUUUGAUGAUCAAACAGCCGUCAAACAACAUGAAGAAUCUUUACGAAAACGCCGAGGACAUAUUCAACAAUUGAAAGCAGCGAAACAAGAUCGGGUGACUAUUUAUGGACGAUAUACAUUAGCUAUUUUGAAAGAAAUCGAAAGACAAGCACAUCGGUUUAAACAAUUACCGAUUGGACCCGUUGGCAGACAUAUUCAUCUCAUUGAUCGUAAAUGGGCGGUCGCUAUUGAGCAAGCUAUUGGAAAUAUUAUACCCAGUUACCUUUGCUCAUGUCGUGAAGAUGAACGAGUUUUUCUUGAAAUUCUCUCACGAUGUGUACCUCCGCAAGAUAUGGACUAUCGACCAAGUGUUACUGUGAUGAAAUUUCAAUCGACCGUUUAUCAACAACUUCGAAUACCACCAGGAAAUUUCACGACAAUUUUAUCCAUGCUGAAUAUAGAUAAUCCAACAGUCGCAUGCUUUCUCAUCGAUCAGGGUCGCGUUGAACAACGAAUCUUAAUGGAUAAUUAUGAAACUGCUCGUCGUAUUAUGGAGAAGAGUGCACCGCCCAACUGCAUUGCUGCGUAUCUUCCCAACGGUACUGAAAUGCAAAAUUUAAAUGUAUUUCGUUGUUACACAUGCAAAAGCCAAGGGCCGCGAUAUUUUGUCGAAGAUCUUGGCGAACAAAUCAUUCGUGGAGAAAAAGAAUGUGUGACGAUCGAACGAGAAAUUCUUGAAGCAAAGGAGAAACUAAAGGAAACUCAAAAACGAGUUAGCGAACAUCAACAAACUGUGGUUUCAUUAGAUGAAACUAUAAACGAAAUCAAAUCGAAAUGUGGUCGAUUUGGAAAAGAACUACGGGAACUGCAAUUAAUCGAAGCACCAAAUGAUUCGAAUAUUGAUGAUUGUGAAAAUGAAGUAGCCGAAUACGAAACUCGUAUUGAAACGAUCAAAGAACGUAUCAAAGAUCAGAAGGCGAAGAGUGAAGUGGAGUCACCGGAAUAUCGACAAGUUUUAGACGAUCUUGGUCAAGCUCGGCAACGUGUCAUAGAGAAACGUGAAGAAGCUGAACAAUGUAAAAGUGCACUGCAAGCAUGUGACGCUCUGAAAGAAAAUGGACAACGAGCGGUCAACGAGCUACAGCGAGGACUCGAUGAGAAUCAAAGAAAACUCGAACAACAAGAAGCUUCGAAGAAAUUCAUUGAAACAAAAUUAGAAACUCAAACUCAAAUCGCACAAAAACUAUGUCAAGAACGACCAACGGAUGAAAUCGAUGUAAAAACUGUGAAACGAAGUCUCGAUACUCUUCUGAAAUUCAUCGAGACAAAUAAAAAUCUAACACUUGAUGUCGACCGAAUCGAUAAACGAUUAGAAGCAGCAACUGAGACUUAUCAUUCCUUCAAUCGAACUGUUGAUAAGCAAGAAAAAUUAGUCAAUAAAUUAUCCAAAGCAUCACGUUACCGCGGUCAGCAAUAUAAAAACCUCUUAGAAUCGACAGCAAAAUUAACAAGUAGUUGUUUCGCCUCAUUUCUUGAAUCGAGAAAUUAUACCGGCGAAGCAAUAUUUGAUCAUCUGGAAGGAACACUUUCAUUAGAGAUAACACCACGUGGAGACGAACUUCAUAAAGACACUCGAUCGUUAUCGGGUGGUGAACGCUCUUUUUCAACGGUAUGUUUUAUGCUGGCUCUUUGGGAAGUUGUGGAAAUGCCAUUGCGUUGUCUCGAUGAAUUCGAUGUGUUCAUGGAUCAUGUCACACGUCGAACAGCAAUGAAUCUUGUUCUUGAAGUUGCUCGUGAAAAGAAGAAACAAUACAUAUUUUUAACACCACAAGAUUUAAGUUUUCUCAAAAUAACUGACGACAUGCGCAUUCUACGAAUGCCUCAACCCAAACGGACUUUAAUGCAAAUCAAUAAUGACCACGAUUCCGAUUAG